Molecule: messenger RNA, 534 nt
Organism: Solanum verrucosum
Lineage: Eukaryota; Viridiplantae; Streptophyta; Magnoliopsida; Solanales; Solanaceae
Exons: 1
Coding region: 1-534 (177 amino acids)
Source: RefSeq, a predicted model, not a curated record
AUGGUGGAAGCCACAGAUCCCAACACCAUCUCAACAGGAAACAAUACAAUCGAUGUAAGUAGUCCUCUGUACAUUCAUCCAUCUGAUAGUCCAAUUAUUCUUCUCGUCCAGUUUGUGUUUGAAGGAUUAGGUUAUAGGUCAUGGAGAAGAGGUGUGAUAAGGUCCCUUUCUGUGAAGAACAAGCUAGUUUUCAUAACUGGGAAAUGUAGGAGACCAUUCCUCAAUUCACCCCAAUAUCGCCAAUGGGAAAAGUGUGAUAAUAUGGUCACAUCAUGGAUACUUAAUUCCCUUGGAAAAGAAAUUGCAGACAGUGUCGAAUAUGUCUGUGACUCUUUGGAACUGUGGAAAGAGUUAGAAGAUCGCUACGAUCAAACGAAUAGAGCAAAAUUGUUUCAGAUCCAGAAAGAAAUUAAUGAUCUAAGUCAGGGUGCUCUGGAUAUUACUGUAUACUACACUAGGAUGAAGAAAUUGUGGGAAGAGCUGAACAAUUUGAAUGUCAAAGAUCAGUGUAGUUGUGUGUGCAAUUGUGGAUAA